GACAGUAGCAGUGACUGUCACUGGAAGCCAUCGGCAAAUUAAUCACAGAUAUCACUUUCAACAAUGACAGGGCAGUCCCUGCUGUUGUCUCCCUGUCCAGGAGCAUAAAGGCAUCGUGGUGGAGCAGCCGUCCAUCCUGAGCUCACUGCGGACUCCGAUGGCCACGGCCACCAUAGUGCCCCCCCCAAUGGACAGACUGGUAGGACUGGGAACCUUCGGCCCCGUCAGCCCCACGGAGGAGAGGUCACUUGACGCUGUGUCCAGCUCCUCGGAGGCCACUGAGAUCGCCCUGAGCCCCCAGGUCACUCCCUCUGCGACAGAGAGCUGCUUCGCCCGUCAGCACAACGUGUCGGACAACAACAAUCAGUGUUUCUCUGGAGCCAAUGGCCACCUUCCCUCCCAGCUGAUAGCACAGAGACCCGGAGCCAUCGACAACCAGCCUCUGGUCAACACCGACCCCAUGAAGGCAAGGAUGUGUGUGUGGAUGUGUGGGUGAAAGCAGGAAAUGGAUUGAUGCUUGGAUAUUUAUUAGAAGAAGAAAGUAAAAGUGUAGUUAUGAAUAGGGCUGCAGGAUUAAUCAAAAUGUUAUCCUAUUCGCAAUAAUC
This is a messenger RNA of Notothenia coriiceps (black rockcod), 605 nucleotides long. Its product is annotated as ubiquitin carboxyl-terminal hydrolase 32-like. The record is from RefSeq and is a predicted model, not a curated record. Lineage: Eukaryota; Metazoa; Chordata; Actinopteri; Perciformes; Nototheniidae. The transcript has 2 exons. Bases 158 to 496 code for a protein of 112 amino acids.